Messenger RNA from Cynoglossus semilaevis (tongue sole), 976 nucleotides. It is a transcript of the gene morn2, whose product is annotated as MORN repeat containing 2. Lineage: Eukaryota; Metazoa; Chordata; Actinopteri; Pleuronectiformes; Cynoglossidae. The record is from RefSeq and is a predicted model, not a curated record. The transcript is spliced from 6 exons. The coding region runs from base 137 to 688 and encodes 183 amino acids.
GCAUCAUUUAAGUGUUGUAAUGAAAACAUAAUUGUUUAGAAAAAUAACGCUUUAGCAACUUUUACUUACUAUUAAUUAUUUUUCAUUUCUCUGACCACUGAACCGGUGCACUGAGAACUAACAGAAGGCGCACACAAUGACGGCAGAACAGAAGAAGGAGAACGUUCAACUUUAUAAAGAAGAAGAAAAGCAAGAAGAAGAAAAGGAAGAAGACGCUAGUUCGACAUUCAAGAUGCCAAGUGGUGCGAAAUCCAAGAAGAAGAGCCCAAGCAAUCACAAUGCGGCUCCAGAGCCGGAACUGAUACAGGUGUCCUACAUUUUUCCAAACGGGGACAGAUAUGAGGGGGAGUGCACCAAAUCUGCAUCUGGAGCAAUCGUGCGAACAGGCGUGGGUAAACACACAUCACCGAAUGGAAUUGUUUACACCGGAGAGUGGCAGGAUGACAAGAUCAAUGGUAAAGGGACACUGCAGCUUCCCUCUGGAGCUCAGUAUGAAGGACAAUUUCAUGAUAACAUGUACCACGGCACAGGAACCUAUACCUUUCCUGAUGGCUCCACUUAUAAAGGACAAUUUUGUAUGAACAGGUUGGAAGGUGAAGGAGUAUUCACCAACACACAAGGACUGGUUUGGACUGGAAAAUUUGAGGGCGAAUCAGCUAUGGGUCUGAAACUGCUGCACACCAAUUAGAGAAAACUGGCACUCCCUCGUGUGUAUUUUUUUAUAUAAAUUAUUUCACAACACAAAACACACAUUUAAGUGUAUGGGUGGUUAAAGAUCAAGGGAAGAAGUAAAUCAUGUUUCUCUGAAGUAUUUCUUGCUGUACUACAGACUGAGACUCAGAGCUGUUGAAGAAGAUCUUCAUGUGUUUCCAUCUUCAAUUCCUGCCAGUAUAUCACGGUUGUGUUCAAUUAAACAGUCCAAGGUCACACCCCAAGUUCACCCAAAAUAGAAGGUCAUUUUUGUUUGUGUCAUUUA